UCUCUCAGUACAACGCCAGAAUCGAAGUUUUCAUCUUUGCAUGAAGUUCAUGAAUUUUGUUUGUUUGUUGCAUACGAGUUUGAACUGUGUUUGUCAGUUGUAUGAUGGAUGGCAAGAAAUGCUUUAAAUGUGGAAAGAUGGGCCACUUGAAACGAGAUUGUCCAGAAAAAGCAAAUACGAGUUUGCAAGGUUUGAAAUGUUUUGCUUGCGGAAGACAUGGACAUUUUCAGAGAGAUUGUCCAAACAUGGCCACAGGAAGUGGAGCUGACACUUCUGCCGGGCAAUUAAAACACUCUUCAAGUAAACGGCACUUGGAGAUGCCCUUUCCAGACAGCAAGUCAAUGUUUAUUGACACUCACUGCCAUUUAGAGUACGUCUUUGAAAGACUAAGACACUCUGGAAGUUUCUCAGAAUUCCAAACAAGAUUUCCUUUCCCUCCAAAUUUUGAGGGCUGUAUUACAACGUUCUGUGAUCCAGCAGCAUUUUCAUCAUUUGGCACUUGGCGUGAUGUCCUGUCGGAGCAGGGGGUAUGGGGGACAUUUGGAUGUCACCCACACAAUGCAAAGUAUUACAAUGAUGUGUUAGAAGCUAACAUCAUUCAAUGUUUGGAACAUCCCAAAGCUAUUGCACUGGGGGAAGUGGGACUUGACUACUCCUCGCAUUGUACUUCUCCCCCUGAAAUUCAAAAAGAAGUGUUUACUAAGCAAGCGAACUGGGCUGUGACGUUAAACAAACCCUUGGUAGUUCAUUGUCGGGAGGCUGAAACUGAUACACUACAAAUUCUCCAAUCCUGUGUACCACAAGAUUGGAAAAUUCACAUGCAUUGUUACACUGGUUCAAGUGUAUUUGCGACAAAAUUCUGCCAAGAAUUUCCAAAUCUCUUUAUAGGAAUGACAGCAGUGGUUACUUUUGCGAAAGCUACAAAUAUCCACGAACUUGCAUUUGAUGUGCCAUUAGACAGACUGCUGUUAGAGACUGAUGCUCCAUAUUUUGUUCCAUCACAAGUAGCUGAUAAACGUAACAAGUUUAGUAACCCUGGAAUGGCAAUAUUUACUGCUCAGAGAAUUGCAGAAAUUAAGGGUAUUCCUUUAGAUGUAGUCCUUGAAGCAGCAAGAGAGAAUACUGCAGCUCUCUAUGGAAUAUAACUGAUUUGAGCUGGAUUUUGAAAUACUAGAGCAAUCAGAGGAUCAUUUUUUGAAAACUUUUCUAAAGAAGUCUUAGUCUUAAAAAAGUACAUGUAUGCAGCAUUCAAAUAUUUUUUCUGAUACAAAGCAUUACAUGUAUUUUAUAAGUUGGUGGGAGUUAAUAGCUUUUGCUACCCAGUUUCAAAAUAGGCUGUUUCCUCCAGGUACAUGUACAUCAUUUCUUUCAAUCAAUCAAUCUUUGCUAUUUCAUUUAAAAUAGAGCCAACAGACAUCACAGCUACAAUCCCUGCAGGCUAUAGGACCUUCUGCCACUGAUAUUUAAUGAGUGAGUGAUUACAAAAUCCGUCUAUCAAAUUGUUUCCGAGUUGUUAGAACCCUCUUGUUAAGUCUACCAUACACACAAUCCAAACAUCAAAGGUGCAACAAUUAUGUAUUUUAUUGCUUGAUUGAGGUGUUAAUUGGAUGAUAUCUUACAAUGGAAAUCUCAUUACCGUUAGGCAGGAAAUUUUCAUUCUGAUAAAAGGGGGUCAAAAUUGUUGCUUCUAGAGAAUGACUCAGCAUUUUGAACCUCGUUGUUA
Molecule: messenger RNA, 1723 nt
Organism: Orbicella faveolata
Lineage: Eukaryota; Metazoa; Cnidaria; Anthozoa; Scleractinia; Merulinidae
Product: 3'-5' RNA nuclease TATDN2-like
Molecular function (GO): hydrolase activity, acting on ester bonds; nucleic acid binding; zinc ion binding
Source: RefSeq, a predicted model, not a curated record